AUCACAUGUGCGACAAAAAAACUCGGAACACGUAGUUAUAGCGAACCCGCUCGUGUUGUGAUCAAUUUACUCAGAACAGAACAGUCGAAAGCGUGCCUUGGUUGUGAAUAGACGCUUGUUUUUCGCCAAACGUCACUUGAUAUAUUAUAUAUAAAACUAGUUAGGUACGACAACAGUAACAGCCAUGGUAUUCAACAAAGAUGAAAUGCAUGCACCAGCCUGGAUGAACAGCGCGUUUUUAGAAAAAGUGCUUAAGCAAUCAGAGAACAACAACGGGCUAAACGUAACUGAGUGCCAAAUAGUCCCUGGCACGCGACCAGGAGAUCAUUUUGCCAGUAUUAUUUUUCGUGCUAUUGUAAAAUAUCAAAGCCGUGGAGCAGAUCAUGAAGUUUCAUUGAUAGUUAAAACGGUUCCCGAUGGAAAUGGUUUGAAACGGGACUUACUCAAAGAUGGAGUCUUGUUCGAUACGGAAAUCGUGAUGUAUAACUCCGUAAUACCGGAAAUGCAUCGCUUACUUCGGUCGGUAGGAGAUGACACGGAACUAGGACCAAGAUUGUUGUAUUUCGCAAAAGAGCCAAACGUUGUAAUGGUAUUCGAAGAUAUUUCUGUUCAAGGAUAUAGCAUGAAAGACUCACUUCUCAGCCUGAGUGAAGCGAAGAUAGUCUACAAAAAAAUGGCGAGAUGGCAUGCAGCAUCGGUGCACCUAGCUAACACGGUACCAGUGAUAAAAACAUUGAAUAAAGGUCUAGCUUCCGUUACUAACGAAGAAUUUGAGUCAAUCUGGGACAGCAAUAUUGGAAUGUUGGCUAAAGUUAUUCAAGAAUGGCCAGGAUAUGAACAUUUCAGUGAAAAGGUUGACAACCUAAAGAAAAAAAUUUACAAAAAGCUCAGUCACAUCUACCAGUUGAAAGAAUCGAACAUCUACAACGUGUUAAACCAUGGAGAUUUGCACUACAAAAAUAUGAUGUAUAAGAUUGAAAACGGAACCACUAAGGAUAUACUACUGCUCGAUUACCAAAUUAGUGUGUGGGGAUCUCCAGCUAUCGACAUCAUCUAUUCCCUCUAUGUUUUGUGUUCAACAGAAACCAGAGAAAACCAUCGCGGCGAACUAAUCAAAUUUUACUACGACGAAUUCGUAGCAUCGCUGAAUAAAUUCGGACAUCUCGGAAAAAUUCCAACUUUACUGGACCUUAACGUUGAAAUUCUUAAAUGUGGUCAUUUGGAAAUUUUCAUAUCAACCGCCUUCCUACCAUUCAUGUUUGUGAGAUUCGAGGAAAUGUUGGAAGAGCACUCUAAAAGCAGCAACUCGGACGAAGGUUUCGAGUUCGAUUUCAGCAAUAAGGAAAAAAUGCAAGAAAUGCUCGAGGGUAGCUAUCGAAAUCCUGUCUAUACGGCUGUCAUGCAGAAAUCUUUGCCUGUCUUCCUGACUAAAGGGUUUCUAGAUAUUUAAGAGGAUUUGCAAGGCGUCGUCUGGAUUCGAAUAAAAGCACGAGUAUCAAGACAUCUUGAUGUAUUUUAUAUGUUGUUGUGUUCCAUUCCACUUGUAAAGUAUAUCGAAGUUCGAAAAUAAAAAUAAAAUGCAAUUUCGUGGAUAAA
Molecule: messenger RNA, 1596 nt
Organism: Wyeomyia smithii (pitcher-plant mosquito)
Lineage: Eukaryota; Metazoa; Arthropoda; Insecta; Diptera; Culicidae
Exons: 5
Coding region: 185-1450 (421 amino acids)
Source: RefSeq, a predicted model, not a curated record